Molecule: messenger RNA, 2073 nt
Organism: Juglans microcarpa x Juglans regia
Lineage: Eukaryota; Viridiplantae; Streptophyta; Magnoliopsida; Fagales; Juglandaceae
Exons: 2
Coding region: 252-1886 (544 amino acids)
Source: RefSeq, a predicted model, not a curated record
GUCCAUCCCGGUAAAAAUGUGUAAUUUGUAACUUUACCUGACAUUACUCUUUCCAAAAAGACAUUCAUCAUCCCUCUUUCUCCAUACCCCCACAGGGCCACAGUUUCACCUCCCUCUCAGUCUCAGGGACAAGUGUUUUUCCGAUAAAUUCCAGCUCAAAUAAAUACCCAACAAGCUAUACUCAAAUGGCAAUGCCACGCUUGCCAGAUCCGCCAUUCUGAGCGAAACCCAUUGUUAAAAACCAUCCCAAAAUGGGCGUUCUCAGGGAGUCUUUGUGUUUCUGCAAAGGCGUGGGUAAGUCCGAGAGAAUGAAAGCCGCCAUUUUCUCUAACAAAGCCUCCGCCAUGGCCGGAAUCUCCGGCACUGGCACCGGAUUCUUGAUCCACCGCAAUCUGCUCUUGACCACCCACGCCAAUAUUCCGUCGGUGGCAUCUGCCGAGAGUCUCGAGAUCCGGCUCCAAAACGGUGUCGCCGCGAGCCUUGUUCCCCACAGGUUUUUUAUCACUAGCUCUGUUUUAGAUCUUACAAUAGUGGGUUUAGAUGCCAUGGACGGAGAUUUAAAUGCCCAGGGGCAGCAGCCUCACUACUUGAAAGCCUGUUCUAAACCAAAUCUUGAUCUGGGAAGUGUAGUUUACCUCUUAGGCUACACGGAGAAAAAGGAAUUAACAGUUGGUGAAGGGAAGGUGGUGAUCGCCACUGACAAUCUCAUAAAACUUUCUACAGAUGGAAUAACAUGGAGUCCUGGGUCUGCUGGAUUUGACGUACAUGGCAAUCUUGCAUUCGUGAUAUGUGAUCCUAUGAAACUAGCCACAUCACCAAAUGCCAAGUCCUCUUCAACUUCAUCAUCAUCCUCGUCAUCUUGGAAGAAGGAUUUUCCUAUGCUAUUUGGCAUUCCUAUUCCAAUUGUCUGUGAUUGGUUAAACCAGCAUUGGGAAGGCAGCCUCGAUGAACUUAACAAACCAAAGUUGCCAAUCAUGCGAUUGAUGUCUGCUGGUCAGAAGAGUGAGCAUUCUUGUGCUUCAUUCACACUGCGUCAAGUUUUUAAGUCAACAGAAGCUGAUGAUGAUAGAACCCCAUCUUCGUCAAAUAUAAUCUCAAAAGCUAGGGAUUAUCCUGGACCAAGCUGUUCUGCUCGAGCAAACAAUGUUGAAGGAGAAACCCUGACAAGUGAUUUGCAUGCAACCUACGUGCAGGGAAUUCUGACUCCAGAAAUAUAUGAAUCGCCAAAGUUAACUUCAUUUCCUAUUAGGAAGAAAGGAAGUGCACCGAUUCAGCUUUUGGAUAUUAAUUUCCCUCCAAAGGUUACCAGGGCAGGAGUACUGCCUCAGCUAGCCAAACAAGUGCCCCUUUGCUCUGAUGAGAAUUGGGUCGAGGAACUUCCUCCACAUAGCCCAUCGAGAGCAGACCAAAUAAAGGAUAAAGGAGUCUCCAGUCCUGGUGCUGAUGCUGAGAUUGCCUCAACAGGUUCUGUAAAUGGGGCACAAAGCGAGGUCCAGUCUAAUUCAUCUCCAAUAGAAGUUUCAGAGAUGCAUAAUGGGUAUAGCAGUGAGGGAGAGACCAUGUACUCUGCAGAAACUGCUGAGAGCCGAAAUUAUACAGGUCCGAGAGAGGGAAAUUUUCAGCAAGUGGGACGGAGCCAGAGUUGUGUAAGUUACAAUAGAUCGGGAAUUGACCAAAGGAACUCAGUGGCUCGCAGGGCACUGCUAGAAAAGCAGAGGAGUUUCAUCCAUGGAAGGAAGAUGUAUUCUCAAGCAGCAACUUCUCAAAGGAGUAACGACUAUUUCAGCCCAACCGUAUCCUCAAUUAUGAAGAAGAGAAACAACUUAGAGCAGCCCAGCAGACCCCGGCAAAGUGCCGUUCAUUCUUCUCCGAGAUGGAUGUUUUGAUUGAUUCUUGGUGUGAUACCCUAAAAGAAGUCCACAACAAGAUUAUAGUGUUUUUACAGUGUUUAAAUUAAUACCCAUUGAUCUUUCAUUUAGGUACAUACUGUAACUAAUUUGUCGUGACUAUGUGCAUACACUGUUUUAAGUUGUCAAUGGUGAAUAAAAUAUUUCAUCCAGGUGACAAAUUCAA